Molecule: messenger RNA, 909 nt
Organism: Hymenoscyphus albidus
Lineage: Eukaryota; Fungi; Ascomycota; Leotiomycetes; Helotiales; Helotiaceae
Source: the annotation of a GenBank genome assembly
CAAGUACUCCACCAAUUUCGAUCCUCGGAGUAGAUCUGGGAAUAGGAUCUUGAUAUACAAUUGGGCAAAAAUGGCACCCUCAAAAUCCUCGACAAUGUCCGAACAAGAACCUGAAGUUCCACGGUUGCCUAUGCCCUCACGGAAUCCAUUACCACUUUCUUCAGCACAGGAAUCGCAAGUGCGGGAGCUAUAUCAUGCGAGAGUGAGGGGGUAUUGCGCUGCGGAGAUUAAAGGUGUGUGGAUUUGCCAAUUGCUAUAUGUAGAGGGAAUUUCCUUCAAUAACCGGAAAUACAAACCUAUAUAUGAAAUGCACAAUACAUAAUAAUAAGAAUGCUAACUUCCUCCUCAUGUAGUCUUCGCAGAAUGCGCCCUCGGCCGUACAUUCACAGCUCCCUUUAAAUGCCGCGCUCAAAACCGUCUCAUGAACGCAUGUAUGGUCCAACACGCCACCCAAUCCGAACAAGACGCCGCACGAGAAGAAUGGUUCGCCACACGAUUAAAGCGUCAGCGAGAUCGCGAGAAGCGAGAAGAGAGGAGGAAAGAACAGGAAAAGUUCCACCGAGAAUGGUGGGGGUUACCCGAGGUGGAUCGAGAAGGAGCGAAAGGGGAUGCGAUUCUAAAAAAGGCGGAAAGAGUGGGCGGGUUUCCAAAGAGGGAUGAUGCUGAAGGGACGCUCAGUAAAGACCGCCAUCGAUGAUGAUGGGAAUUGAUAUGUACAAAAUGGCGUUUUGGGGGUGCAUUGCCGGUGUUGGGUUGGGCGGAUUGCAAGGGGACCUGCGUGUAACAUAGGACUGUGCAUACAGUGAAAUCGUUACUUCGAAAACUGGCUUUCGAUCGUCCCCUGAUUGGCGUAGAGCUUGUACUUUGAAGCUCGGCAAUUUCUGGAUUAGUAUGAUGGGUGUUGGAUAU